GUGUCUACCGUGAUAUCUUGCUCACAAUUCGGAGAAUGACAAGCAGAUCCGAAUAGUCCAUAACAAUUCAACGCAGAUUUAUAAUCCUCCCAUAUCCAGCCUGUCGCUUUUAUUGAAUCAUUAGUCUAAUAUGCCUCUACAUUUGGUCACAUUCGGCUCUUCGCCUUCGGGCCUACGCCGAGCCUUAUUCAAUGCUGUUCAGAGUCAAUGUCUAAUAUUCGCGCCGGGGAGUUCAUGAUUCUUCAUGGUGGGAAGAUGAAAUGAAUAUAAGCCAAAGUUAUCUUUGAGUCUUCCUUUGAAUUCUCUCUUUAAUUUACUCUACCUAGGUAGCUGUAUCAUGGAAACGCCGCCCGUGAAACUGCGAACCCCGGAUAUUUCGACCCAAGAAUCUGACACGGCAGCUAAAUUACCCACCUCCGAAGAUAUGAUCACCUCGAAACAAGAAACAAACGGCGACAUAGAUACAAUACUCCCAACUCAAGACGAAGAAAACGACUCCGUAAUAAGAUGGGAGCAAACCCCGAGCUCAACUCUCGUGGAUUGGGAUGGACCAGACGACCCCCAAAACCCCCAAAAUUGGAGCUGGAAUAAGAAACUGUGGACGACAGUCCUGAUUUCAAUAUGCACAUUCGCCGUUUCGUUUGGGAGUAGCGUACUUGCUUCAGCAAUAACCGUCCUCUCUAAAGAAUAUCGCAUCGGCCCUACGGUGGCCGCGCUUUCCAUUACGCUUUAUGUCCUCGGGUUUGCUGCUGGCCCUUUGGUUUGGGGACCGGCGUCUGAGUAUAUGGGACGCUACUGGCCGUUCAUGAUCGGAUACAUAGGUUUCAUGUGCUUCACUGUCGGUGUUGCUUGCGCCCAGAAUUCGUACACAAUCAUGAUCUGUCGCUUCAUGCAAGGUGCAUGGGGUGUCUCGGCCGUGACGGUUACCCCUGGGGUUAUAGUGGAUUUAUGGGAUGCACGAACGCGGGCGCUGGCAACGAUAGUGUGGUCAAUGACAAUAAUAAUCGGUCCAACCUUUGGCCCCAUUAUUGGAAGCUUUACGGUAAAGAAUGAGAAUCUCGGUUGGCGAUGGACAAUGUGGUUUACCCUAAUUAUGUCUGCUGUCUCCUUCGUCUUAGUUGUCGCUACAGUGGGUGAGACGUGGGGACCGAUCGUUUUACAGAGGAAAGCUGCUAGGUUGCGGGUUGAAACGAAGAAUUGGGCCAUUCAUUCAAAACGCGAUGAGGUUCCAGUGGAGCCCAGGGCGCUUAUACGGAAGUAUGCCCUAAAGCCACUGCAGAUGCUCGUGUACGAGCCUAUUCUGGUGGCGAUCACGCUUUAUAACUGUCUCAUCUAUGGAAUCAUAUACCUUACAUUUGAGGCGUAUCCAUAUGCUUUCGGAACGGUCCGAAAAUGGGAGCCUGGAGUCUCGUCUCUCCCUUUUUUAUCCCUUAUGGUUGGCUAUGUUGUAGCGUGCAUUAUCUCAAUUGUCAUACACCUUCAGGUCGUAGACAAGAAACUUGCCAAGGGCAUCCAGCCAACUCCAGAGGAUCAACUCCCAAGUAUGAUAGUUGGAAGCUUUUGCCUUGUUAUUGGUCUCUUUUGGUUCGCAUGGACGUCUUCCCCGGAUAUUACUUGGGUACCUCAAAUUAUUGCUGGGCCAUUUAUCGGUUGCGGUGUUAGCUUAGUGUUUAACCCCUGUAUUACGUACCUCAUAGAGUGCUAUCUCGCCGAUGCCAACAGUGCUUUAGCGGCCAACACCAUCAUCCGAAGCGCUGUAGCCGCUGCUUUUCCACUUUUUGCGACACCAAUGUAUGCGAAUCUUGGUGUUCCUUGGGCAACCUCACUGCUAGGUUUUCUAGGAGUCGCAUUCAUACCUGCUCCUAUCUUGUUUUAUUUAUUCGGGAAGAAUAUACGCAGCUGGAGCAAGUUUGCAUCCGAGAUAUAGAGAUUCUCUUCAACCACUACAACCAGCGAACUUUACCACAAUUUGUUAACACCCAAGCAUGGGAUUAAAUUGUAGGCUUCGUUUAACGGCUGGUAUGGAUAAAUAAAUUAUAUGGAGAAUCGCAGAAAAUCGCGCAAUAUUGCUAGCAUAGAAAUCAAUAAUAGAUUUAUUCCGAAAGCUCGCGCUUAUACGAGGUAAAAUUUAUACUAUAUAGCAAAAUUAUAGAGAGCUAAGCGC
Messenger RNA from Hypoxylon trugodes, 2164 nucleotides. RefSeq names its product MFS general substrate transporter. Gene Ontology annotation, biological process: transmembrane transport. Lineage: Eukaryota; Fungi; Ascomycota; Sordariomycetes; Xylariales; Hypoxylaceae. Bases 338 to 1927 code for a protein of 529 amino acids. Gene Ontology annotation, molecular function: transmembrane transporter activity. The record is from RefSeq and is a predicted model, not a curated record. The transcript is spliced from 7 exons.